Molecule: messenger RNA, 1326 nt
Organism: Stegastes partitus (bicolor damselfish)
Lineage: Eukaryota; Metazoa; Chordata; Actinopteri; Pomacentridae
Gene: tmem134
Product: transmembrane protein 134
Exons: 8
Coding region: 163-780 (205 amino acids)
Source: RefSeq, a predicted model, not a curated record
GAGUUGUAGAAAAGUUUUUUUUUAGAAACUUUCCACAGAGUAUACAAACAUGUGACCCGUCUCCGAACUACGUGAAGUCGAGUUUCGCCUCGCUGGAGAAAAAGAUUUACUUAAGACAUGAGAAUCAAGCUACAGGACCUCAAGGUGUAAGAGGCAAUCACUAUGGCAACCCAGUUCACUAUCGAUGAUGCCUUUGUCCUGGAGGGAGACGAGGAGGGAGCUGUGUCCGAUGGAGAGACGGAGGGAUGGAAGGACAGAGAGGGAGGAGGAGAGAUGACGUUCGGUCCUCUAACUUUCUCUAAACCUCAGAGUCAUCCCUCUCCUGCGGCGGCCAGCUCCCCUGAACACAGUAACCUGAAAUAUCAGAAUCUGGAAAAUGAAGAUGCCUUGGGGAACAGUGGCAAUUCCUCCUUCAAUAACUUCUUCAAAAUCAGUGACCCUGCGACUUUAUCGUACUGCAGCUCUCAGUGGUCCUUCAGCACCUUGAGUUCUGUUACGCAACUUUCUGCACAUUGCUGCGGGUGGGUGUCUCAUCCGCUGGUUAAGAAAAACAGAAGAGUUGUUCUUGCUUCAUUCCUUCUCCUCAUCAUUGGAGUUGCUCUUAUUUUCACAGGUGUUGUCAUACAGCUGAAUCCAAAUGCAGGUGUUUCAAGUGCUAUUUUCUUUGUACCUGGAUUUCUUCUCUUCAUCCCUGGAGUGUACCAUGUGAUAUACAUCAGCUGUGCUGUCCGAGGCAGAAGAGGCUUCAAAUUGUUCUACCUACCUUAUUUUGAAAAAUGACAUUUCAUGAGACACUACAUUUUCACUACAUUUCAGUGUUUGCUUUGUUAAAAUGAAUUGUAUUUUGUCACAUGUAACAAAAAUAUAUUGUCACACAGUUGUUUUUUCUUGUCAUUGUAAUGACCACUGCUACUUCAACCACUCAGUGCCUUGACUAGGUUUCCACUACAUGAACUGACAUUGCUGUAUGUGUACACUUAAAAAACAAUGGGGGAUUGGUCUUGCCUGUGUUUUCCAUGUUGUGUGAAUAAUGACUGUGAAAUUACAAUAAAAUAUUUGUAUAUUUUCCUUUCUGUCAGCUGAGUUAGUUUCCCAGUUUGGAAAAGUGAAAGUUGUUCAUAGCAUGCUUUGCUGUAAACCUACAAACUGGGAUCAAACCUGCAGCUCAACCAAGACUUUAAAAGCUCAGGGCUGAGGGGAAGUUUGUGCAGUUUAUUGUGCUAAAAUCAUACAGUGUGUGGCUAUAAUCCCUUUAAUGCACCUCCCUAGAGUGCAUUAUCUUACAUAAAUCAUGAUCACUUGCCAAAAAUAAAAUAUAGAAUUGAA